AUGUUCGGCCGCCCGCAGGCGCCCCAGAAGGACUGGGGCAGCAUGUACUUCUACGAGAAGGUCCACCACCUGGUCGACCACACCGCCGACUUCGUGAUAGCGAAGGUGAAUUGGUGGAUGCCCUCCGUGGCGGUGGGGAUGGCACUUAGCCUUUUUAUUCUCGGUGGCCCCGACAGCGUGCCGCAGGCCGCCUCCAUCAUCCUGCCCUCCGCGACGCCAGUACUCGUGACGCCACAGUUUUCGAGCCCGCCAAACCAGCAGGGCGGUGCGGGCGCGCCGGAGGACGAGGAGGACUUUUAA
Molecule: messenger RNA, 300 nt
Organism: Leptomonas pyrrhocoris
Lineage: Eukaryota; Euglenozoa; Kinetoplastea; Trypanosomatida; Trypanosomatidae
Exons: 1
Coding region: 1-300 (99 amino acids)
Source: RefSeq, a predicted model, not a curated record